Molecule: messenger RNA, 2064 nt
Organism: Dermochelys coriacea (leatherback sea turtle)
Lineage: Eukaryota; Metazoa; Chordata; Testudines; Dermochelyidae
Gene: TMEM144
Product: transmembrane protein 144
Exons: 13
Coding region: 389-1465 (358 amino acids)
Biological process (GO): carbohydrate transmembrane transport
Cellular component (GO): membrane
Molecular function (GO): carbohydrate transmembrane transporter activity
Source: RefSeq, a predicted model, not a curated record
GCAGUUACACUAGUAAACGUGGACGCCUAAGGGGAGGGGCAUUUAUAAAGCGCGGAAGUAAAGGAGAUGUGACGGUCCAAAAUAAAAUGGGCAGAGAGAAAUGAAGCUAAAUCCAGCAGCUGGAUUGACAGAGUGAACAGGUAAAGCCGUAUGAUCCCUUCAUUAAACUCAAAAUUCCGCCAUCUGUAUUCUUGUUGGGAAGUCCUUUACUCUGAGUGUAGUUCCCUUGACAUCAUGGAAUAAGGUACUACUCAGCAUGAGUAAGGGAGGUAAAAUCUGGCCCUGGUGAAUUGAACUGCAUAUUUUUUCUAUGAGAGAGAAAAAAGAAGCUAUCUGAAAGGAUCUUCAUUUAAACAGCACCUCAACAAGAAGCAUUUUCAGAACAGAAAUGAACAGCUGGAGAGCAAAUAACAGCUCCGUCAACAGCAAUGGAACAGAUCUCACUAUUGGCUUUACCUCUUCUGUGAUAGCUGUCUUUUUAUUUGGGACAAAUUUUGUACCUGUUAAGAAAUUUGAUACUGGUGAUGGAAUGUUCUUCCAGUGGAUUCUCUGUGCUGCAAUAUGGAUAGUAUCAUUGGUGGUGAACCUUAUUCAGCAUAGCCCUAGGUUUUGGCCUCUUGCUAUGGUUGGGGGAAGUGUAUGGGCUACAGGUAACAUUACAGUUGUUCCCAUUGUUAAAACCAUUGGUUUAGGUCUUGGACUCUUAAUCUGGGCUUCUUUUAAUUUGCUAACUGGCUGGGCAAGCUCAAGGUUCGGCUGGUUUGGAAUUGACCCAGAAGAGGUAACAAAACCCAUCUUAAAUUAUAUCGGAGCUGGGCUUUCAGUGUUAAGCACUAUCAUAUUUCUUUUUGUAAAAAGUGAAGUUCAAAGUUCUUCAACUUCAUUAGAAGCUACCCCAUUACUGAGAGAGAGUUCAGUCAACCAUUCUGAAAAUACCUGUUCUGAUGCUUCAUGGGUAGACGGUCUUUCUCCACUACGAAAAAGAGUAAUAGGCUGUACCCUAGCAGUAGUAGCUGGAAUAUUCUAUGGUUCCAGUUUUGUGCCCGUGCUCUACAUCAAGGAUCAUGGUAGAAGAAAUGAAACGCUAUACACAGGAGCAAGUCAAUUUGAUUUAGACUAUGUCUUUGCACACUUUAGUGGAAUCUUUCUUACAAGUACCAUAUAUUUUUUGAUCUACUGUGCAGUCAUGAAAAAUAAACCUAAAGUUUACCCUGAAGCCAUAAUACCAGGGUUUGUUGCUGGUGUACUUUGGGCAAUAGCCAAUUGUUGCUGGUUCAUAGCUAAUCACUACCUCAGUGCGGUGGUCAGCUUUCCAAUAAUCACUGCUGGCCCUGGCUUUGUAGCCGCUAUGUGGGGAGUACUGGUAUUUAAAGAAAUAAAGGGAUUGAAAAACUACCUGUUACUCUCCGUAGCAUUUUGCGUCAUUUUGGCUGGGUCACUCUCCACGGCUUUUUCUAAAAUUUGAAGGGAUUGCUUGGACCAGCAGAUGGUGCUACUGUUUAAUAAAAACACUCCUAAGAAGACUGCAAUCUCUGAAAUUUUCUAAACUGAUUAAUAGAUCUUAAUGCUGACGAGACAGAUGAAUAUUUGAAGUUCAAGAUUUUUUUUGCCAACUGAGAAAAUUCAGCAGUUUGUUUCAGGCCUGAAACAAGUGAAAGAUGGUGUGGAAUAUAUAUUUUUUUAAUAUAUUGGAAGAUGCCAGUGUUGUCUUUCUGGAUGAUUGUAGGAGCAAAAACUGGUCUUCAAAGGGUUUCAAAUAUUUUUAUAAUUUUCUGUGUUAGAGUGCAUUGGUCUAUAAGUUAUCAUUGAAUCAGGAUAUGUUUUAAUUUGCCUUUGCAGGCUGGAGGAUAAAGGGAAUGUUAAUUCUGGGUUCUUAAUAUUUUACUUCUUUGCAAGGCAGUACACUUGUUUUAAUAUAUUGUGUGUUCUGGUGUAUUAGGGCUGAUAUGCAAAACAACCUGUAAACAAAGUAACCAUAGCAUCACUGAAGCAAGGUUUGUUGGAGUGGGCAUUGUUUUGUAUUGUUAGGACAUUAUCUAUUAAAGUGACACUUUUUAUGGUAAA